CAAUCGAUACUCCUGUUAACAACGCAAAGAAAAUGGUUCGUCGUUUAAUAAUAUUUCAAGUCGCUGUUUUGUUGUUGGCUUGGUCGACAUGUUCGACCGCCGCUGCCAUCGAUUUGGAGGAGAAACUGCAACAGCUAACCGACACGUUUACGCGAUUCAAAGGAGAAAUGGAGGAAAAACAAACGAGACUGCAAGCGGAAGUGUCUGAACUAAAGGCACAAAUUACUGGACUGGAAGCCAAACUUCAUCGGCAAGAAUCGAUGGUCACCACUCUGCAGAACCCAACGCCCUUCAUCCCGAAAAGCGUGAAUGAAAUUCAAUCAAAGUUAAUCAACGGAAUGCCAUCUUCGUGCGUCGACCUAAGGAUGAAUGGGCACAUCUGGAGCGGUCUCUAUUCCGUCAUGGGUGUCAACAUGGUCGAAACAGUCUAUUGCGAUUUCUCCAAAGCAAUUGAAGAUCCAGGACUACAGAAAUGGAUUGGCUAUACCGAUGUAAAAUCGGUGCCAGUCUACUUCUACGUUCAAAAGGGCAGCCAUUUCAACCUCACAAACACUCCGAUCCCAUUCGAACGCGUUAUGAACAACGUCGGAAACGCCAUGAAUAUAGACACUGGCAUCUUCACGGCACCCGUCACAGGGACUUACUUCUUCGCUGUAUCCGGAAUGGUCUCCUUUACCGAUGAUACCGCUACAACAAGACGAGAGAUCGGUCUAGCCUUGCAUUCGAACGGCAACGAAAUCGGUUUGGCUCUGGCUGACGUAGUCGGUAACAUGGGACAAUUCGAAACGUACGAUAUGGAAUCGACUCUCAAUCUCAAGUCGGGAGAUCAAGUGUGGCUGGCCAUCAAGUACAAAUCGACAGACUCUUACGUAUUUGACAAUUUCCAGCACCACAAUCACUUCACCGGUUGGCUUCUACAACAAGAUUUCGAAAACUCGGUGUAG
Daphnia pulicaria is the source of this 944-nucleotide messenger RNA. RefSeq lists its product as uncharacterized. The transcript is spliced from 3 exons. Gene Ontology annotation, molecular function: protein binding. The record is from RefSeq and is a predicted model, not a curated record. Bases 33 to 944 code for a protein of 303 amino acids. Lineage: Eukaryota; Metazoa; Arthropoda; Branchiopoda; Diplostraca; Daphniidae.